AUGGCGGCCUCUCGGAGCUUUGAGUGGCAACCUGCCAAGCUGCUGCAGGACCAGGAGAGCAGCCCCGACUUUGCUCUGCUCGUGCUCAACCAACCGCUCAAAAACAGCGCCAAUCUGCGUCGACUCUGGAAGAACUCAACUCUGCGGGUCGCGGCAGACGGCGGCGCCAAUAGGCUACAUGAGUUGUCUUCGUUUAGGGGCAAGUUUUCCAACCUACAAGCCAUUAUCGGCGAUCUUGAUUCCCUCGCGCCGUCCGUGAGAGACUUCUACUCUUCUCAGCCCAAGCCGGCGGAGGUCAUCCACGACACGGACCAAGAAUCCACCGACUUUUCCAAGGCAAUCACGUGGAUCCGCGGUUCUCAGCCAGAAGCGCUCGACAUCGUCGCGCUCGGUGGCAUUGGCGGACGAGUCGACCAGGGCAUCAGCCAACUCCACCACCUUUACCUCUUUCAGCCCGGCUCCGACUACUCCAUGGGCCGCGUCUAUCUCCUCUCCGGGUCCAGCAUAACAUUCCUCCUCAAGGCCGGCACUCAUCGUAUCCACGUCAAGGAGGACGGCGAGGACCUUGUCUUUGGCAAGCAGGUCGGGAUCAUUCCGCUGCAGGAGCCGAGCGUCAUCUCCACCAAAGGACUCCAUUGGGACGUCAGCGGCUGGGAGACAAGAAUCGGAGGAAAGCUCAGCACCAGCAACCUCGUCCGGCCAGAGACCAAGUACGUCGAGGUCGAGACAACCAAAGACGUGCUGUUCACGUUGGCACUACGGCAGGUCGACGGCGAAGAGGAAGGAUGA
Molecule: messenger RNA, 789 nt
Organism: Hirsutella rhossiliensis
Lineage: Eukaryota; Fungi; Ascomycota; Sordariomycetes; Hypocreales; Ophiocordycipitaceae
Product: thiamine pyrophosphokinase, catalytic domain-containing protein
Exons: 3
Coding region: 1-789 (262 amino acids)
Biological process (GO): thiamine metabolic process; thiamine diphosphate biosynthetic process
Molecular function (GO): thiamine diphosphokinase activity; thiamine binding; ATP binding
Source: RefSeq, a predicted model, not a curated record